Molecule: messenger RNA, 342 nt
Organism: Caenorhabditis briggsae
Lineage: Eukaryota; Metazoa; Nematoda; Chromadorea; Rhabditida; Rhabditidae
Gene: Cbr-ins-3
Product: Protein CBR-INS-3
Exons: 2
Coding region: 1-342 (113 amino acids)
Cellular component (GO): extracellular region
Molecular function (GO): hormone activity
Source: RefSeq, a predicted model, not a curated record
AUGAAACUCCUUCCUCUUCUCGUCCUUCUGGUUCUUUUCCAACUCGGAGCAUCAAGCCUUAUGAGAAAUUGGAUGCACGACUUCGAGAGUCGCCUUCCAGUGGACGACUAUGAAGAUCCAGAAGACUUUGUGGAUCUUGGCUUCCACAAAUUUCCGAAAAAUAUGAUGUCUCGUUCACGACGUGGAGACAAGAUGAAGAUGUGCGGAGGAAAGGUGUGGAAGAUGGUGACGAUGGCUUGUGGAGGGCAAUGCACAAAAGAAGACGUGAAUAUCGCUACUUCAUGUUGCGAGACAAUGUGCACAAUGGAGGAGAUCAUCGGGCUGUGUUGCCCAGGACGCUAA